Molecule: messenger RNA, 3545 nt
Organism: Cyclopterus lumpus (lumpfish)
Lineage: Eukaryota; Metazoa; Chordata; Actinopteri; Perciformes; Cyclopteridae
Gene: gusb
Product: glucuronidase, beta
Exons: 12
Coding region: 1019-2962 (647 amino acids)
Biological process (GO): glucuronoside catabolic process; carbohydrate metabolic process
Molecular function (GO): beta-glucuronidase activity; carbohydrate binding
Source: RefSeq, a predicted model, not a curated record
UGUAUACAGUUGAGGCAUUGGCCAUUUUAACAGCACUGCAGUGGGUGGAGGAGGUUCAGGUCAGAAAAGUCAUCAUUUGUUCAGAUUCCAGUUCAGUAUUAUUAUCAUUACAGUCAUUUACAUCAAAUAGCAGGCAGGAUUUAGUCAAUGAAAUGUACGAAACACUGUUCCGACUUAGUCAUUUGGGUAUGUUGGUAUCAUUCAUGUGGGUGCCAGCACAUAGAGGGGUAAAGGGAAAUGAAGCAGCAGACAAAUUAGCGAAGAAAGCAUUGGAUUGUGAGAAACAAGACAGACAUUUUAUUCAGCAAAACAGAAACUAAAUCAAAAAUCAAAAGAAACAUUAUACAGAAAUGGCAGCACAGUUGGGACGCUGGAGGCACAGGAAGACAUCUCUAUGCUAUUCAGAAGGAAGUUGGCAAAGGGAGGAUAACCAGAGGAAACACUGCAGAAGAAAAUAUAUUAACCAGACUAAGGAUUGGACACACAAGGCUGAAUAAAACCAGGCAAUUAAUAAAUAAACACGCAACGGGAUUAUGUGAACACUGCAAUAUGCCGGAAACAGUAGAGCAUAUCAUUUGCCAUUGCCAGAAGUUCAUAGUGGAGAGAGACAGGCUGAAGAGGAAGCUGGAAGUAGAGGAAAUACAGUUAAAGGAUGCAUUAAGCUUGGGGGAGGAAAGGUGCUGCAAUAUCUGAAGGAAACCGGGUUGAGUGGAAGGAUAUAGGUUAGGUUUUAAUUAUUAUUAUUUUACAUUUUUUUCUUUACUUUUACAUUUUUUUAAUUUUGGAGGGAGAUAACUCUGGUCCAUACUCCAGUACAGUAGGUGGCGGUAAUGCACUUUUUGUUGGAUGCCAUCCGCCAUAAAACCCCAAAAGAAGAAGAAUUCUCCGGCCGUGGCCGAAGGCAACGCGAGAAAGCGGCUCUCCGGUCACGUGACUUCGGAACAAGCCACGUGACAGAGUCACUAAAAAGGGACCGCGGAGCUGUUUUUCCGAGUGGGACUUGGAAGAGUUGCUCAGGAUGGCCAGACCUGAAGGACUCGGCGUGUUCCGCCUCUCGUGCCUGUUCGCCGUGUUUGAAGCGGCAUGUCUGCUGGACACCGGCAUGCUCUUCCCCCGGGAGUCGUCCUCCCGGGAGGUGAAGGAGCUCAACGGGGUGUGGAACUUCAGGGCCGACCGGUCCCCAAACAGGAACCGGGGCUUCGAGAGGGCAUGGUACAAACGUCGCCUUGCAGAGACCGGCCCAGUGAUUGACAUGCCAGUUCCUGCCAGCUACAAUGACAUCACCCAGGACCCCACACUGAGAGAUUUUAUUGGCUGGGUUUGGUACGAGAGGGAGGCGGUGGUGCCUGGCCGCUGGAUCGCCGAUGAAGGAACAAGAAUUGUCGUCCGAGUGGGAAGUGCUCACUAUUACUCAGUAAUGUGGGUGAAUGGGGUGAAAGUGACGGAGCAUAAAGGUGGCCAUCUUCCUUUUGAGGCUGAGAUAGGGGCUUUACUCCGCAAGGACCCAACUCAGCCGUGCAGGAUCACCAUCGCCGUCAACAACACUCUGUCCCUGGACACUCUUCCACCAGGAAGCAUCCAGCACAUGAGCGACAAGACCAAGUAUCCUGAUGGGUAUUUUGUGCAAAGCAUCUUCUUUGAUUUCUUCAACUAUGCCGGCAUCCAUCGCUCCGUAUUGCUGUAUACUACUCCUAAGGCGUAUGUGGAUGACAUCACCGUGGUGACUAACUUCUUCGAUAACACUGGUCUUGUCCAAUACAAGUUAUCAGUCCGAGAUGCCGUCUCGGCCACCAUAUCUGUCACUUUGAUGGAUAAAGGUGGCCACUGUGUUGCCUCCUCCAGCGAGCUAUCUGGUGACCUCAAAGUAAAGGAUGUCAAUUUGUGGUGGCCGUACCUGAUGCAUGAGAACCCGGGUUACCUUUACUCUCUGGAGGUCCGCUUAAAGGCCGCCGAUGAGAAAUCUGCGUACGAGGAUGUGUACACUCUACCAGUUGGCAUCCGCACGGUCAACGUCACCAGCACCCAGUUCCUCAUCAACAACAAGCCCUUCUACUUCCAUGGAGUCAAUAAACACGAGGACUCUGAUAUUCGUGGAAAAGGCUUCGACUGGCCCCUCAUUGUCAAGGACUUUAACUUACUGAAAUGGCUGGGGGCCAACUCGUUCCGUACCAGCCACUACCCCUAUGCAGAGGAGAUCAUGCAGAUGUGUGACCGCCACGGCAUUGUGGUGAUAGAUGAGUGCCCGGGCGUGGGCAUCAAAGACAUCCGCAGUUUUGGAAACGCCUCCCUGACCAAUCACCUGGUUGUCAUGGACGAGCUUGUGCGUCGGGACAAAAACCAUCCCUCCGUGGUCAUGUGGUCAGUAGCCAAUGAGCCGGCUGCAGAGAUGCCCCCUGCUGACUUCUAUUUCAAGACCGUGAUACAACAUACCAAAGCUCUGGAUCCAACUCGACCCGUCACUUUUGUUUCAGACAGUAACUAUGCCAGGGAUAAAGGGGCUCCCUACGUGGACGUCAUCUGCGUGAACAGUUACUUCUCCUGGUACCAUGAUCCAGGCCACCUGGAGCUCAUCCCCCUCCAGCUCAACACUCAGUUUGAGAACUGGUACAGAAAGUACCAGAAACCCAUCAUUCAGAGCGAAUAUGGAGCAGAUACGGUGCCGGGGCUCCACAGUGAUCCCCCCGUGAUGUUUACUGAAGAGUACCAGAACAUCGUCCUGAAGAACUACCACAAAGUGUUCGACGAGAAGAAGAAGCAGUAUGUCAUUGGUGAACUCAUCUGGAACUUUGCGGACUUCAUGACUUCACAAGGGGUCCUACGCGUGGUGGGGAACAAGAAGGGUGUUUUCACCAGGCAGAGGCAGCCCAAAGCCGCAGCAUUCAUCCUGAAGGAGAGGUACUGGAGACUGGCCAAUGAAACGGGCAUACUCCCUCCUUGGACCAAGUACCCCUGCUCAUUCUGACACCCGGUCCAGGACGGGCCUGAUCCUAUGUGUUACUAUGUGCCUCAUAAAAAAAACAACAUGCAGUUUCUCGAGGCAGUUUAGUUAAAGCGCUUAUAGAAUACUUAAUUGAAUCGCACCUUGAAACCGUUUUGAAUACGCGCAACCGAUCAAACCACCAUGACAUUCAGCUACGCUUCUCAUGGUCUGCAGUUAUGAACUAAACCAUCAACACUAUCGCACAUUUGAAUCAUUAUACAAUUCCCAUGUUGGUGAUGUGGUCUCCUGAGGAUACCCAUGACUGACUAACACUUUAUUUAGCUGUUAGAGGAUUUUCUGAUUCAUAUGUGUGGCAGAACUUUCCAAUGCCAUCUUAAAAAGGUCACGGUCACAAUCCUUCAUCACCGAUUGGCUUCGACCUUUCUACCGGUCAGGUGAUGAGUUCACCUGGCAGAGAAAGCACACACCACAAUACAAGCAAAUGUGUGUACCGUUAAUGUGAAUUGCAGUGCUGAAUCCAAUCAUACGUGUUUUUAUUUUUAUAUGUGAAAAUCUAUUUUUUUUGUAUAUGAAUCUAGCUAUUAAAGACAAAAUAAGAACUCUA